Molecule: messenger RNA, 1939 nt
Organism: Mugil cephalus (flathead mullet)
Lineage: Eukaryota; Metazoa; Chordata; Actinopteri; Mugiliformes; Mugilidae
Gene: dmbx2
Exons: 4
Coding region: 738-1580 (280 amino acids)
Biological process (GO): regulation of transcription by RNA polymerase II
Molecular function (GO): RNA polymerase II transcription regulatory region sequence-specific DNA binding; DNA-binding transcription factor activity, RNA polymerase II-specific
Source: RefSeq, a predicted model, not a curated record
UCUUUUCACCGACAGUAAAUGGUCCCGGGAUGAAGGUUUUGUGCGUUAAAUGACAGGCUGGAGGGACCGUAUUCCCUCCGGAUGUUUGAUGUUUCCCUGAGUAGACUUCUAAUUUAGCUCAGCUGGAUCUUAAGAAAUUGUUCUGGCUGAGUGGGGCUCAGAUUAACUUCACACGGUGACAGUUCAGAGGCAAAAUAUGGUGCCUGUUAGCAAAACAAACCCUUAGAGAAAACCCCCUCCGAGGGGGGAGACUGUCAAAACCAGCGGUAUGGGAGAAAGAGGACUGAGAAGGAGAGGACAAUCAAAGGCUGUUAUUUUAAUCUGCCCUGGCUCGGAGAUUAGCCGACCACAUUGUUUUAAUUGUUUUAACGGGAGGGAAUGAAAUGCUCCCUUAUAGGAGGAUCCUUGGCAUAAAUCUCUCAAGUUCAAUAGUUUCAAAAACUUGAGCUCCUUGCAACCCCCCUCUCUUCCCUCAUCCCACCUAAUCCCGGCUAAUACCUUUCUUUCUAUUGGCUAAUGGCUGAGGGGAGCCUGGGUAAAUGCUUCUUAAAUAGUCGUGGGUGAGAAUGGUUUCGGAGAAUUAGAUCCGUGCCUCGACAAAGGGCGCUGCUGUGUCGAGGAUAUAAGGCCCCCGAAACUGGACUAAGAGACACUGGACUACCGAGCGCCGCGGCCGAACUGGACCUGAACCUGGAUCCGCACCCGGUUCUGCUCCGGAUCUGACUCUCAGAUCCACCAUGAACUCCUUGAAUUUCUGCGGGACGUCCGGCGGCCCCGUCUUCCCCCUCCACGGUGUCGGCUCCAUGCUGUUCGACCUGCGCCACCAGGUGGCGGAGCAGUACCACGCUUACUCCGCACCGGGCCCCGCGGUGCACACCCUGUCUGUGGCGGAGAGGCUGGCAGAGCUCAUCCUGGAGGCUCGCUAUGGCAACCAGCAGAAGCAACGCCGCAGCCGGACGGCGUUCACGGUGUCGCAGCUGCAGGCUCUGGAAAAAGCCUUCCAGCAGACGCAGUAUCCAGAUGUGGGCAUGAGAGAGAGGCUGGCCGUGUGCAUCAACCUGCCCGAGGCCCGCAUCCAGGUGUGGUUCAAGAACAGGAGGGCCAAGUUUCGUAAAGGGCAGCGAUGUUCUCCUCUCUCCAGAGACCACAGCCUGGAGGAGGCUUCGCACCACAACAAGACGGACAAGGAGGAAACCGGGACCGAAGGCAAAGAAGACGUCGCACCGUCACACACCGGCGGCAACAUCCCUCCUCCUCCCAUUCCUCCUCCUUCUCAUCAUCCUCCCGUGGAUAAGAGCAGGGAAUCAGACUCUGACACCCCCCGGUGUCCCCUCCGGCUCCACUCUCCUCCCAUUUUCCCCUUCAUGACCGGGCAGGAGUGUUACGGUCACCCACCUCAGCAGCAGGUUGUAGGUUUAUUGUCCGCCGAGCUCGCCCUCCCCCCCGUGUUCUGGCCCAUCCUACAGCAGCACAGCUCCUCCUUGGGGCUUCCUCCGUCGCCGCUUACCAAGAACUGUAGCCUCUCCCUUCAGACUGCUCGCUCCGGCGAAGCGAUGCGUCACCCUCACCCGGGGCUUUAACUGAUAGAUACAGAUCUCUCCCUUUCCAUGCACCUGAUGUAUUCCUGUUUGGAAACAGAGAACAGACAUUUGUUUUCCUCCCCCGUCUGUCUAAAGGGACAUAAACGUCACAUACUUUCUGAGUCUGCUUUAGUUAACAUUUGUCUGAGUGGCUCGAACAGAGCUGGCUGUCUAUUAUUCCAGACAUUAAACAAUGUAACCCCUCAUUUCAAACGCACUGUCUUCUUCAGCAUUGUGUAGCUGGCUGUGCUGCCGUGGUUUGUUUUUGUAGACAGCGAGAAAAUGGGUAAAAAAGCAUUUGAGAAAUUGUUCCUGAUUGUAACUGAGCACUGCAACAUAGUGACGUCAAAUAAAAUUAU